CCAGAUUAAAAUUCUAAAUUUAACUUUAGUCUACGAAACAUGGCAUCGGAGCCAACAUCGCGCGCGUCCACGACGAUCGACAUCGAAAGGAUCAAAACCCUUCUGACCGACGAGCAGGUGUUGAGUGACAAUGUGGCCAGGAGGCGCAGGAGGUUCACGAAGAAGCGCAGCACCAGCUUGACGAAGCGCGACCCGACGCCGGUGCGCAAGUUCGACGAGAAGACGACGUCCGACGACGACGUUCCGGCGCCGGAGAAGCCGCGCCGGCCGAAGCGCACCAAAUCGGCGGCGUGCAGGAACCUCAGCGAGACCGAUUCGCCUUCGGUGGGCAGCGCCAGCGCCUCCAGGACGCCCAGCUUCCGGUCCAAGAUCAAGGCGUUCGAGGAGAAGAUCGAGCUGGACAGGCAGCCGAAGAAGCGGUUCGCGAGGAAAUCGGCCGAGCGCAAGAAGAGCCUCUCGGAUAUGGCACAGGAGGAGAUUUACGCGUUGUUGAAGAAGAUUAAGAAUUCCACCGGGUCCGAACAACGGAAGAAAUCUCUAUCCGACAUGGCGCAAGAGGCGCAAGAGGAAGUCACUACGUUGUACAACAAAACGAAGAAAUCCAUCACCAACGCCGCCAUCAAAGGAAGGGAUCGGUUUCGAAAGGACAAGGAAAGAGCGAAGAGAUCUCAAAGCGCCCCUAACAAAAUCGAAGAGCAGCAGGCUCUAAUGCAGCGACAAUUAGAAAUCGCCAAAGUGGAAAAACCAAGGAAAUACUCAGAGUCUAAUUUAGCUAAUGUUGUUCCCGACAUAGCAUUUCCGGGUCCUGUUAUUAAAAAAGCCUCGCACGUGAGACGAGGCUCUUUAUCUGAUCGAAAAAACCUACCCAAAUGCUCGUCUAAAGUCGUGGAAAUUUUAGAUCCGCAAUCCAAACACGUCGUAUCAAGAAAAACGCUAAUCAAACUACCGGUAAUAGGUGUAAAAGAAUUCUUCAAAAUCCUAAAAUUCUACUCGAUCGCCGAAAUAUUCAGGGAAUACAAUAAAUACACCAAAGAAAUGAAAACCGAACAUAGACGGAUCAAGGUACUGUGGAACAAAUGCAUGUUUCAAUUAUUCCUAAUCGUCCUUUACUGCGGCAUAGGCGGUUUCCUAUUCAAAUUCACUGAAGGACAAUUCGAAAAUUUCUACAAAUGCGGCGUGAAACGCGUUAAAAGGGACUUCAUCGAUCUGCUGUGGAUAAAGAGCCACAAUCUAAGAGAGGAAGACUGGAAAUCGCUGUUCAGAAACAAACUGCGUACCUUCGAAGAGGAACUUCACGUCGCCCACGAAGCGGGCAUGACCACCUACAGCGGACAAAGAUCGUGGAGUUUCCUCAACGGAAUCGUCUACGCUAUAUCCAUCGUUACCACUAUCGGUUAUGGUCACAUCUACCCGUCGACGCAAACCGGCAAGGCUUUAACCAUUGUUUACGCACUCGUCGGUAUUCCUCUCUUCCUUAUCGCCUUAACGGACUUCGGAAAAUUGUUUACCAGAGCCAUAAAGUUCUUGUGGUCCUUCGUCAGAAGAUUGUACUACACGGGGAGCUGCAGGAAAGUGAGGAAAAGCGCACAAGUCACGGAGAUAAUCAAGGGAGCGCAAUUCAUGUACGACAUAGCAACAUUCCGAAGGCCUUCCAACGUGUCCAACGAAGUCCAUCCAGAUAAACCAGUAGAAGGCGGUGUAAUUUAUCCAGAAGACACCCCGACCACUCCUGAAUUAUCCAAUUUCGAAAUCGACGAUGAAUUUAACCUACCGAUAUCGCUGGCUCUCUUCAUACUGGUGGCUUAUAUGUUCAUAGGAGCGGUGGUUUACUGCGCCUGGGAGCAAUGGGACUUCUUCGGUUCGUUCUACUUCGUCUUCAUAUCGCUAUCGACGGUCGGUUUCGGCGAUUACAUACCGAAAAAUCCGAUUUGUAUGCUCGUGUCGAUCGUGUACUUGGUGUUCGGGUUGGCGUUGAUGUCAAUGUGCAUUAACGUGGUGCAGGCUAAGCUCAGCGACACGUUCCAACAGGCUUCGUUGAAGCUUUCGUCCACUAUGGGCUUCGAAGUGACCGAUGAAGAGCUGGAAGGCAACGUCGAACCAGAUGGCAUACCUGAGGCUAUCGUCGAGGAAGGGGAACUCGGUCUUAAGAAUAAUGAAAAUGGUACAGCAGAAGUUGUUACUAAUGAGCCCAAAAUUGCUGAUGUAGACGAAAAGAAAGGCGAUGUUAAGGAUGUUGUAGAAAACACAAAAAUGCAAAGAUUUCAUGAGAUUAUCGAAACUACGGAAAUUUGGCUGUUUUCCAACUUCGCCACAAAAAAUUUCCACCUUGUGUACAUCCUAAAACUAAUUGUUAUAUUCUUCUUCGGCACCCUCGUUCCCGGAUACGUAUUUAUGGUUAUUGAAGACAAAGUAGAAGAACCGCCGAAAACGACCGAUUUAACGGAAGAUAGAUUACACAUGAUGGAGCAUCUCCACGCGCUGUCCGGAGAAAAGAUGGAUUACCACGAAUUUAAACAACACGCCGAGCAUUUACUCAACGAGUAUAUGGAGGUUAUAGUGAGCAAGGAACUCGUUAAGGAUUUCAUCAAAAAAAAUCGCGGACUUACUUCGUGGACGUUGUGGAACAGCAUCGUUUACGCGGCCACUGUAUACACGACAUUAGGUUACGGAGCACUGGUGCCUAAAACCUUUAAAGGCAGAUUAUUAACGAUGUUCUACGCUGUUAUUGGUAUACCGCUGUUUCUUGUCGCCCUCGCUGAUUUCAGUUCAUUCAUAACACUGAUUUUCAAGAUGUUGUGGUCGUUCGUUCGGAGGGUUUAUUACACGGGUUCGUGUAGUAGAAAAAAAUCCAAAGCAGAUGUAGCUGAACCACACCUAGAGGUAUUAGGAAGCAUAAGAUCGCUAAGUCUGGUCGAAUCGCUCCCAUCGAGUUCGGCCGAUCGGCUAUCGGUCAGCAGCCAAGAAACGGGCACCUCCUUGGAGCUGUCCACCUUCGACCUGGACACCGAAUUCAACCUGCCCAUCUCCAUCACCAUAUUCGUCUUCAUCUUCUACAUGUUCGUCGGCUCGGUGAUCUACUCGUACUACGAGCGCUGGUCGUUCUUCGAAUCGUUCUACUUCCUGUUCAUAUCGCUGUCGACCAUCGGCUUCGGCGACUUCAUACCGCACAAGCCCUUCUGCCAGAUCAUAUCGAUAUUCGUGAUAUUCUUCGGCCUGGCGAUUUGCACCAUGCUGAUCGUGGGCAUACAGAACUACUUCACGACGCGGUUCCACGGCGCCGAUAGCGACGGCGACGGCGGAUUCGACGACGGCGAGAGCAGCUUCACCGACGGCUCGGUGACCAGUCUGGUGAUGAUAGCGGCCAGCCAGACCGAUCAAAUCGUGCAGACGAUCAUCAAGGCCGAGGAGGAGGAGGAACUGAGACGGGGCAUCCGGCGCACGAGGAGCAAGUGGUUGGUGGCCGACGGGGUGGCGUCGUCGGCGAAGUUGACCAGGAGCACGAGCUUAUGAGAGAACAUAUAACUGAUGAUUGAUGAAUAAAUGGUGAAAGUGUAAAAGGAGCCGGGAGUUAGUGUUUCGUUGCGCUGUAUAAAAUUUUGGUUGGGCAGUAUGAAUGUUUUGUUGAGUAGUAUAAAACAUAUUUUGCACCAUAAAAUGUUUUCUUGGGCAGUAUAAAUGAUUUGUGGGGCAGUAAAAUGCUGCGUUGAUCGGUACAUGUAAAUGAUUAUGGGUCAGUGUGAAUGUUUUGUUGGGUAGUAUAAAUUAUAUUUUGGAUAAUAAAAUGUUUUCUUGAGCAGUAUAAAUCCUUUU
Molecule: messenger RNA, 3810 nt
Organism: Phyllotreta striolata
Lineage: Eukaryota; Metazoa; Arthropoda; Insecta; Coleoptera; Chrysomelidae
Source: the annotation of a GenBank genome assembly